Messenger RNA from Manihot esculenta (cassava), 2056 nucleotides. RefSeq names its product polygalacturonase At1g48100. Lineage: Eukaryota; Viridiplantae; Streptophyta; Magnoliopsida; Malpighiales; Euphorbiaceae. The record is from RefSeq and is a predicted model, not a curated record. Gene Ontology annotation, biological process: carbohydrate metabolic process. Gene Ontology annotation, molecular function: polygalacturonase activity. Bases 401 to 1852 code for a protein of 483 amino acids. The transcript is spliced from 6 exons.
CUCCCUAAGCCUCUUCAACCCUUCCUCUAUAGAGAAAAUGAUAUUUCAAUCAAUGCGAACGUGACACGCGUCAACCUUAUUCAUGAUCGUAGUUAUUUGAGGAGCUUUUCUGCCAUUAUAAAAUAAUGCCUCUUCUUCACAAUGGUCCCUGGCCAUCAUCCUUCUUCUCUUCUGGUUGAGCCUUUCACUUCUUGCUCUUACAUUCUUUCUUCUCUAUCUGUUCUGUUGAUUAUCCUCCAUAAACUUGGCGUGCAACGCAACAUUCAAAAGGUUCAAACUGUUCUGUGGUCAUUCUUCAGAAGAAUUAUUUGUGGCUCCUGCUGUCACAUCAUCAUAUUCUUCUUAUAGUGUUGAAGGUUAUCUACUCUAGUAUCCUUCCAAGUUCAAUUCACCGAUUCUGAUGGAGCUUUUUCGUGGGUUGGUCGUAAUUUCACUUCUAGUGAUUAUUCUCCUUCAGAAUUCAAGCAAUGUACAAGGAAGAUAUCAUUAUCACAAGACAAAGAAUAAGUCCCACAACAAAGCAGAGUCCCCUGUUUCUCCAGCCCCUGAUAAUGUCCCUGAACCUCAAGAUCCCUCUGUUCCUUCCUCCCCUGUUAAUCCUCCUCAAAUCCCUUCAGACCCAUACCCCAAUGAUCCUGCAGGAAACUCCAGUUCAGACUGCAUUUUCGACGUGACAUCUUAUGGAGCUGUUGGAGAUGGUUCCACAGACGACACUUCCGCAUUUGUAGCAGCAUGGAAAGCAGCUUGUGCAGUAGAAUCAGGGGUUGUUUUGGCUCCUGAAGGUUAUGUUUUCAUGAUCACUUCAACAAUUUUCUCAGGGCCUUGCAAGCCAGGACUUGUGUUUCAGGUGGAUGGGUGCCUAAUGCCACCGGAUGGACCAGAUUCCUGGCCAGAAAAAGAUAGCAGAAAGCAAUGGCUUGUGUUUUAUCGACUAAAUGAUAUGACUUUCACUGGAAAAGGAACUAUUGAAGGCAAUGGAGAGAAGUGGUGGGAUCUCCCUUGCAAACCUCACAGGGGCCCUGAUGGCGAGGCAUCUAAAGGACCAUGUGACAGCCCUGCAUUGAUUCGUUUCUUCAUGAGCUCCAAUCUGGUAAUAAGCAAUUUGAGGAUUCAAAACAGUCCUCAAUUCCACAUGAAAUUUGAUGGCUGUGAAGGAGUUCUAAUCCAACAGCUGUCCAUAUCCUCACCUAAACUUAGCCCCAACACCGAUGGGAUCCACAUAGAAAAUACAAAGACUGUUGGAAUAUACAACUCUUUGAUUAGCAAUGGUGAUGAUUGCAUAUCAAUUGGCACUGGGUGCUCAGAUGUUGAUAUAGAGGGUGUGACCUGCGGGCCUAGUCAUGGAAUUAGCAUUGGAAGCUUGGGAGUACACAAUUCGCAGGCAUGUGUCUCAAACAUAAAAGUGAGUAAUGCAAUUAUAAGAGAUUCAGACAAUGGAGUGAGGAUCAAGACAUGGCAAGGAGGGACGGGUUCAGUUUCAGGCAUAUCCUUCCAGAACAUACAAAUGGAGAAUGUUAGAAACUGCAUGAUCAUAGACCAGUACUACUGCAUGUCAAAGGAAUGUCUGAACCAGACCUCAGCUGUGUACGUGACAGACAUAUCAUACAGAAACAUAAAGGGCACAUAUGAUGUGAGAACCCCACCAAUUCACUUCGCCUGCAGUGAUACUGUCCCUUGCACAAACAUAACACUGUCAGAAGUUGAGCUUCUGCCUGAAGAAGGAGAGUUGAUAGAUGAUCCAUUCUGUUGGAAUGCUUAUGGGACUGAAGAAACAGUGACUAUACCUCCUCUAAAUUGCCUGAGAGAUGGGGAGCCUGAGAGUGAGGGAGAGGUGGCUUCCUAUGGUUGCUAAGAUAAUAUACUAAUAAUCAUAUUUGUUUUGUUAUUAAUUUAAAAUUAUGGGUUGAUUAUUAUAGGACACUGUAUAGAGCCCAAGAACCAUUAUCUUUCUAUAUGGGUCUUGAUUACUAUUUAGGCUCCAUCCCUGUUUGGGUAUUUCCCCUCAUUGUGUGAUGAAAAUUUAGUAGAAGCUGAGCAUAAUUUUUUUUUUUUUUUU